AAGGAAAAUAAUUCUUCUUCAGUGGAUGUCCCUGUCACUGAAUAUCAGGUUGUUCUCCAAGCCCUCCGAGGACUCCCGAACGAUCUCGGGAAAUAGGUUUCCUUCCUUCAAUUCCAAAAAUCGCCGCCAACGUUCAUGGAAACAAGACCGGCUCUCCUUCUGUUGGAAAACCAGCAUCGGCCCCUCGUCCCCACUGGUGACGGCGGCACGACUCUUGCAGCGAUCAACCUCGGUGGAGGAACAGGCGGCACAAAGGUCCAUGGCGGUGCUAGAGUUGUGUAUUGUAGAUCGGACUCGGCCAGGCUGUGCUUGCAGUGCGACGGGCGCGUGCACUCCGCCAACGCCCUGGCGCGUCGGCACCAGCGCUCCCUGAUCUGCGACCGGUGCAAUUCCCAGCCGGCGACGAUGAGAUGCACCGACGACGACGUCUGCAUGUGCCAGUCCUGUGACUGGGCCGCUUGCUCCUCCAACCUUUCCCACCGCUGCAAGCUUUUGUUUCCCUACGCCGGCGUCCCUUCCCCCGCCGACUUCACCUCCAUGUGGUCCGCCGUUCUCGACGCCGACGUCGUUCCCAUUCCGCCGGAGCAUCCCCUCCCCCCUCCUCAUUCUACUCAUAAUAAUAAUGAGCCAUACAUUAAUAAUAAUAGUAAUAACUGGGCUUCCUGCCCUGCCGCCGCCGCCGCCGCAGACCCAAAUAAUAAUAAUAAUCAGAAUAAUAACAAUCAUAGUAACCAGGGAUUUGUGGCUAGUCGGCUCAAUGAAUUGGCGUCUUGCCUAAAGUUCGAUCCGUCGUCGUGGGUCAAUUCUUCUCAGCCGUCCGGUAGCAGAGAUCAAACGCCCUUUUCAGCCGGCGCAGCGGCAGGGGAAACCAGCUGCCGACUCAUGAACAAGGGUUGUGACAAUGAUGUAGAGCUCUGUGAAGGAGCGGUGGAUACUGCAGAUAAAGACGCGUCGUUGAGUUUCAGUGGGUACGACGAGAUGUUUGCGGCUGCCGCCGCCGCCGGCCAAUGUCAUCGAGGAUUUAACGGCGACGAUGAAGGCCUGGCCGCUUGUCUUCACACCGCCGCAUCGAGGGACAAUACCUUCUCCGGGACAGAGUCUAGCAGUCAUCUUACUUCGUCAUCGGGACAACAAGAGCGCAUGGGGGGCUGUUUAGAGUCGAUUAAUAAUAAUAUGUUACCCAACAUGAAUAGCUCUAUGAUGAUGAUGAUGAUGAUGAUGAGCCCUAAAAUGGUGGGAUUCCCAUUAACGACGACGACGGCGACCGGACAAGUUGGUUCACUCUCCAACAUCACCGGAGACAGCGACAUCGCGGAGCAUCAUCAUCAUCAAGACUGUGGCCUCUCGCCGGCUCUUCAGCUUGUGAAUGGAGAAACAAUAUGGGAGUCCGGUUUUGAUGUCACCUGCUGCAGUCCACAUGCAAGAGACAAAGCCAAGAUGAGAUACAAGGAGAAAAAGAAAAACAGAACGUUCGAGAAGCAAAUACGAUAUGUGUCACGGAAAGCAAGAGCUGAUACUAGAAAGCGUGUGAAAGGAAGAUUUGUUAAAGCUGGGGAAGAGUAUGAUUACGACCCGCUCAAAACUAAGGAUAUGGAUAUGGUGCCUGAUUGACAUACAUAUAUAUAAGGUACAUGUCAUAUAUUCUUCUUGUAAUUAUCUUUUUUCUUUCCUACUAUUUACUCCCUCCGUCCCAAAAAGAUUUACACGUUUCAAAAAAAUUGCGUCCCAUAAUCCCUUACCCAUUUCUAUUAAAAAACCACUUUUACUCCCUACUUUUUCAAACCUUAUCUAUCACAUCAUACCUUUUUCCUAAUAAUCUACACAUCACAUCCUACUUUUACCCAUCACAUCAAGGGUAUUUUUGGAAAGUCAACACAAAAUUAUCCCUCCCUUAAUUUCAACUUUAGUCAAAAUGGGUAACACUUUAUGGGACGGAGGAAGUAUUAGAUUGUUUCUAAAUUUUCUUCCUUCUUUCUUUUUAGAAAACAAAUAUGUGGUCUAUAU
Messenger RNA from Cuscuta campestris, 2004 nucleotides. The record is from the annotation of a GenBank genome assembly. NCBI's taxonomy places the organism in Eukaryota, Viridiplantae, Streptophyta, Magnoliopsida, Solanales, Convolvulaceae.